Archocentrus centrarchus (flier cichlid) is the source of this 2640-nucleotide messenger RNA. RefSeq names its product calcium-dependent protein kinase 2-like. Bases 266 to 2248 code for a protein of 660 amino acids. Gene Ontology annotation, molecular function: ATP binding; protein serine/threonine kinase activity. The transcript is spliced from 10 exons. The record is from RefSeq and is a predicted model, not a curated record. Gene Ontology annotation, biological process: regulation of mitotic cell cycle; protein autophosphorylation; negative regulation of apoptotic process. Gene Ontology annotation, cellular component: cytoplasm. NCBI's taxonomy places the organism in Eukaryota, Metazoa, Chordata, Actinopteri, Cichliformes, Cichlidae.
GCGUUACUACAGCAUAGUCUUUAGGUGCUUUACUUUUUACUGAGGUACAUCACCAUGGUAACUGUACUGGCAGUCGGUCGGUGACAGAAUGUAAUGACGUCACUAAUAUGUAACGAUGUAACGAAACAUCAAAGGUGGCAACAUUCUUUAUUCUGGUUCUAAAGUCUGUAGAUACUGCUGCAAACUCAGACAAGAGAUAAAGGGGUUUGAAUCGAGAUUCACUUGUUCAGAUAAAGAUUCAGGAGAGAAAAAUCCAAAAACCAAGAUGCCAAAGAGAAAGACCAACGGCAAAAAGAAGAUCAAAGUUGAAGGAGUGAGGGUCGCUGAGCUGCCCCAUCCUUCCAGGAUCUCAGCUGAUGAUCCAUGCAUGGUCAGAGGACAAAAGCAGAAGUUCUCGGAUGAUGAUGAGGGAUCAUCCAGACCAGCAAAAAAAAUUAAACUUUUUCACCACGUGCACAGUGACGAGGAGCAAGCAUCCUCCUCUGUGGAAACCAGUAAAGAUCCAAAAACCACAAUGCCAAAAAGAAAAACCAACGGCAAAAAGAAGAUCAAAGUUGAAGGAGUGAGGGUCGCUGAGCUGCCCCAUCCUUCCAGGAUCUCAGCUGAUGAUCCAUGCAUGGUCAGAGGACAAAAGCAGAAGUUCUCGGAUGAUGAUGAGGGAUCAUCCAGACCAGCAAAAAAAAUUAAACUUUUUCACCACGUGCACAGUGACGAGGAGCAAGCAUCCUCCUCCGUGGAAACCAGUAAAGAUCCAAAAACCAAGAUGCCAAAGAGAAAGACCAACGGCAAAAAGAAGAUCAAAGUUGAAGGAGUGAGGGUCGCUGAGCUGCCCCAUCCUUCCAGGAUCUCAGCUGAUGAUCCAUGCAUGGUCAGAGGACAAAAGCAGAAGUUCUCGGAUGAUGAUGAGGGAUCAUCCAGACCAGCAAAAAAAAUUAAACUUUUUCACCACGUGCACAGUGACGAGGAGCAAGCAUCCUCCUCUGUGGAAACCAGUAAAGAUCCAAAAACCAAGAUGCCAAAGAGAAAGACCAACGGCAAAAAGAAGAUCAAAGUUGAAGGAGUGAGGGUCGCUGAGCUGCCCCAUCCUUCCAGGAUCUCAGCUGAUGAUCCAUGCAUGGUCAGAGGACAAAAGCGGAAGUUGUCAGAUGAUGAUGAGGGAUCAUCCAGACCAGCAAAAAAAAUUAAACUUUUUCACCAUGUGCACACUGAUGGGGAGCAAGCAAUUUUAGAGAUCUCCACUGAUGUAAAAGAAAAGGUGUGCAAGAGGAAAGCCACGGGUGAUGGAAAAGAGUCACCCCCAAAGAAACCCAAACGUAGUAGCACCAAAAAAAUAGUGGCUGCAAAAAGGCGUGAAUUUAAAGCCAAAUAUGUUGAGAAGGACGAACUUGGAGAAGGAGGGUGUGGAACAGUGUUUGCUGGCUACAGGAAAGAAGAUAAAUUUCCAGUCGCUAUCAAACACAUUCCAAGGAGUAAUGUCCACUGCAAAGUAAAGGUCAGUAUGCAACACUUAAAUCUGUUAUACAUCAUUGCACUGUGGAACGAUUGUCUGUUCCUCAUCAUCCACUUUGUUGCCAUGUUUCAGGAUGAGAAUGGGAAGCGCAUCUCUGUGGAAGUGGCUACUAUGCUCAAACUUACACCUGAAACACCACGAUCAGGGAGGACAUCAGCAGCCGUGUCCUUGCUGGAUUGGUUCGAUUUGCGCAAGGAGCUGAUCCUGGUGAUGGAGAGACCUGUCCCUGCUGUGGACCUAUGGGAAUACAUCGAGGAAAAUGGAGGUACUUUAACAGAGGAGACAGCCAAGGCCAUUCUAAAACAACUGAUUGAGGCUGCAAAAGAACUCGAGGAUAAAAACAUCUUUCACCGGGACAUCAAGAUUGAGAACAUUCUGAUUGAGACCGGCUCAGAUGUGCCUCGUGUUCGCCUAAUUGACUUUGGAAUGAGCUGCUUUUUUAAGAAACGCUCAUGGUACCGCAUUUUUUCUGGCACACCUUCUUACUGCCCUCCAGAAUGGUACCUCCGCCAGUACUAUAGGCCUGGACCCACCACAGUGUGGCAGCUGGGAGCGGUGUUGUAUGAAACACUCCAUGCAAGACCCUUCUUUGAUACAAUACUGGUCCUCAACGAGCUCUUAGAAAUUAGCGAGGAGCUGUCUGAAAACUGCCAGGAUUUCUUGAAAAUGUGUUUAGACCUGGACCCCAAAAGGCGCCCGAUACUGGAGGACCUCCUGCUUCACCGCUGGUUCAGGUGAACGGCCAUACAUAUAGACAACAAAAUGUUUUUGACAGAAAAAGAUUGAUGCUAUUUAAUUGGACUAGUCUAAAUUUCACUCAAAUUGCCCAGUACCAGUCAAAAGUUUAAACUGGGACUUUACAUCAAUCGUCAUUUUCUGUCCUGGAACUCUUGUAACCCCCCAGCCAUCCAGGGAAAGGGGGAUCUCUCUUUGAAUUGCCUUUCCCGAGGUUUCUUCCUAUCAGUCAGGGGAGUUUUUCCUCGUCUUCAGAGAGAGCUUGGGCUGGUCAGGAGUUCCAUCAAGUUAUUCUACUGAUUUAUUAAUGUUAUUUGAUUAUUAAUAUUAUUUGAUUAUUAAUAACCGAAUGUUGGCUCUGGUUAUUAAUAAUCAAUUAACAAAUAAACUGUAGA